GGAAGGAAGAAGCAGCCUCUCUCCAAGAUGGCGGCGACCAUAGACAACAGCAAUGCCGUACAGGCGACGAAGAAAAAGCACCUCGGGAUCCCUGAAGCUGUGUUUGUGGUGCGUAACUCCGCGUAUUUAUCUCUCUUAAGAGCGUCCACUGUGGGAGUUGGCGGCUGAAAACACGCCCGUGUCCGCAGAGAGAGUGUGUGUGGACGCGUCAUGCUGCUACAUGCUAACAGGCUAAGUUAGCCAGAGAGCUAGCUGAGUUAAUCCUGCUGAGGGUGCAGACAGGGCGGCUACCACCUCCAUCUAUGGACCUCAGACUGUCAGAGAGCUUACUGCUGCGACAAAAUCACUUAAAACUACAGGCGGAUGUAACACAGGGACUGAAAAAAUGACAUAUAUGAUAUUUAACUACAUUUUAAAGGCGUUUAGAUGUGUGUCAGCUCUGUGAAUCAGGUGAUUUAAGCGUUAAGUUUGGGGUUAAAAAGGUCCAAUUGCAGGAUAUUCAUUGAAACAUUCAGGACAAACUUUAAGUUGGGUUAACAAACAUUAAAUAGAAGACGUAGGAGACACACAGAGUUUUUAUUUGAUACUUAUUUGUUUGGUUAUUACUUUAAAAAAGCAGGACUUGUUUUGUCAGGACCACCAUCUUCUUAAUGAUAAACUAAAUAUGCCCCUUAAAAGACAAACCAACGAGUAGAUUUCACUCACAUUCACUUAAUUCACUGCUACAAUUUUCACAAGGAAGUGGGCCCAGAGUGGAUCCUUAUGGUACUCCUGUAAAGAUUUAAUAAUUACAGUGAUUUUUUUUUAAAGGGAUAUUCCAGCGUUAAAUCAAUUUAGGGUCAAACACUCUCUAACAUCAAGUUAGAUACCCCAUACAGAGAUGAAUGUUGCUGACUGCUUGCUUCUCUAGUCACACCAACUUUAGUAACAACCGCACGAUAGCAAUACAGAGAGCCAUGUGCUCAACCAAAACGCCACUCUAUAGCCACAAAUAAUGUUCAGAACAGCGACUAACUUCAUCAACAGGACAUAUAGGGUCACAGACAAAGUACUAGUCACCAAACAUCUUUUUAACUUUGCCUAAUUUCUUUAGCAAAGAGACUAAACACAAAUCACCUACUCUCUUUCCGCAGCCGCUUGUUUGUAGCAAGACCUCAGGCCAGUCCAUUACGGACUACAGUGGAGUUUCGCAGCUCAAGGAAGAACACUUGUGAUCUUUUUCUUCAUCAUUUCCUUGAAGUAAUAAUCACCAUAUUAAUCAUUUUGCACUGCAGACACGGUAGUUCUUCUGCCUUAGCAUCUCGGUCUGAUUGCAUAUCCAUGAGAGAUGAUUAUAAAUGUUCUUCCUUCAGCUGCGUCACCCCACUGUAGUCCAUAUAGGUUUCACUACGAACAAGCGGCUGCUGGAAGAGAGUAGGUGAGUUGUGUUUAGUCUCUUUGUUAAAGACAUUUGGCAAAGUUAAAAAGAUGUUUGGUGUCUAGUGCUAUGGCUGGGACCCUAUAUGUCCUGUUGAUUAAGUUAGGUGCUGUUCUGAGCAUUAUUUGUGGUUAUAGAGUGGCGUUAUUUUUUCAACUAACUUUUUUCACAUGUUCUCCUAAGUUGAAAAGUAAGGAGCACACAAAGAAUUUUCAGGGCACAAUGAAAAUUAAUCAAAUAAUGUGUGUCUUAUCGUCUGAACUUAGUACUUUGAUUUGAAAUCAAUUUUAUGUCAAUUGGUCACAUGACAUGGAAGCUAUUGAAAAAAACAGCCUAUUUUGAGAACAUCAACCAGUAAUUUAUUGAUGGUCCCUUAUUCAACACCCGAUGUUGACAGCAAGGAUGCCGAGUAGAUUUAACCGCGCUGCUGUUGUUAUUCCUGGUUAUGGAGAGUGAGAAGACAUCGGUAGAUCCGCAGUGAAUGUCUGUCGGAUAUCCAACAUGAUAUACAUUUGAGAUGAUUUAAAUACCAGAUAGUUUGUCCACUGUUGCUUAUUUUUCACUAGAUACGUCAUGUUUCUGAACUCUCAUGAUCAGCUGAUGUUUUUGGGUUAAUUAUCUUUUAUUUCUCACAUUUAGAUGUCAGUCAGGUCAGUAUCUGUGAGUCACUCUGUUCUCUCUGCUGGGUUUCACAGGAGGAUGUCGACUCGUUCAUGAAGCAGCCGGGCAACGAGUCGGCAGACUCGGCGCUGCGGAAGCUGGACGAACAGUACCAGAAAUAUAAAUAUAUGGAGCUGAACCUGUCGCAAAAGAAGCUCAGGUAAAAACACGCAAUCAUUACCACUAAAAGAAUCAACAUCCACACGUUUUUUUUUGGUCUUGGACUCAAGUUUGUUUCUUCUCUUGAUCUGAAGGUUGAAAAAUCAGAUCCCACAAAUCACACAAACGCUAGAAAUCCUCCGACACAUGCAGAAGAAAAAGGUGAGCGAACGGACUCUGAAAUGUGUCUGAAAACGGUGUUAAAAUAUCUCGUUUUUAAACCUUAUUCCCGUGUUUCUUCCAGGAGACCACAGACCCCAUGGAAACCUUCUUCAUGUUGGCGAACAAUGUUUACUGUAAGGCUUCAGUGCCGCCCACCGAAAAAGUCUGCCUAUGGUUAGGGGUGAGUACAACUCCAAUUCAAAAUGAAAUUACUAAUUAAAUGGUUAAAAAGUGUUUAGAUGACGAAGUGGUUUAAAAAAAAAAGAUUGUUUUGCAAAAAACUUGGCCUUCAUUCAUCCAAGCAGCCACAAAGCAUGCUGGGACACAUAGCGAUAUUAAUCAGGCUGAUGGCGCCACUUUUUCAGAAUUCAAAGGAAGUGGCAAACUAUUAAAGCUCCUGUGGGGGAGUUAUUGUAAGUCUUGGCGCCCCCUAUCUUUGGUAAUCAUGUCAUGAACAUGCUCAAGUAGUGUCUUGCGUCAAAAAAAUCUCAUCCUGCUGAUUUUUCACAGUCAAACAUUUCAUUUAUUGUGAAUAUUUCAUGUGGAAAAUAUGAAAACAGCUCUCUCUGAAGUUGUUUGGCUGCCAUUCCCCCUCACACCAGUUUUAGACAUUCAGACUAAAACAAAUCCAGUCCCCUUCAUAAAGAAAACACAGGUUUGUAGACCCUAACUGUGGUCUGUUUUACACACCCUCCCCCACCCUCGACAUCCUCCCCCUCCAAAGGCCAACGUCAUGUUAGAGUACGACAUCGAUGAAGCCCAGGCUCUUCUAGAGAAGAAUCUAUCCACGGCGUCUCGCAACCUGGAGACACUCGAGGAGGACCUGGACUUCCUGAGAGACCAGUUCACCACCACGGAAGUCAGUAUCCUUUCGCCCUGCAGGCACAAGAGGAAAAAGUCCCGCUUUGUUGGUGUUUUAAAAUGGUUUUUGUUAAAAUGGUUUCAUGUUUCAGAGAAAAACAGACAUCUGCUUUGAGCUCCAGCUGCGAUAAGCCUCCAUUUUGAAUAUGUCGGUGUAGACUAGACCAGGAAAACCGGUUUAGUGUUUCCUCCUGGUACAAGGACGUGCUGGUGAAGUGCAAUUGGAGCGUGAUGCUUUAUGAGUGAAAUCAACAAAACAAAUAAUGAAAAAAGUUACACAAAGUGUUUCUAAGAUUUUCACACUUAUGUUGCAACACGAAAAAGUGAGUGUAGCUGAAGUCAGAAUUAAGAGGACAAAAAACUCUGAGGUAAAACAGUCAUAAUUCAAAGAAAAUAAUUCUGAAAUGUAAGAAAAAAAAUCAAGAAUGAGGACAAAAUGGACAAAUCUAAAAAAAAAAAAGACUGCUGAGCUAAAAUUUAAGUGUCAGAGAAGAGCCAAAAGUUCUUGGAAGAAAAGAAGCAAAAUUUUGACAAAAGUUAAAAUUUAUAAAAAGGUAGAAUUAGAAUCUUAAAAAAAGGAAUUUUAAGGAAAAAAUUUUUUACUUCUUUUGUAAAAAAAAAAAUAAUAAUUCUGUGGAGUCCUGGAAUUCUUUGAAAGAAAAGUCAGAAAUCUGAAAAAAAGUCAACAUUUUGCAAAAAAAAUUAAAACUCUGAAAAAAAAAUUUGAGGGGAAAAGUGUGACUUCUUAAGGUCCUUACACACGGAAAUAAUUUUUAUUUCGUCCGAAAUAAUGCACAAAAAAAAGCUUCUGGAAAAAAAUCUGUGGAAUUCUGUGAAAGAAAAAUCUGAAUUUUGCAAAAACAAAUUAGAAUUCUGAAGGAAAAAAGUUUGAGGGGAAAAAGUGUGACUUAUCAGACAUGAUAAAAAUCCCUAAUUUUAUGAUAAAAUUCUGGUUUAACAAAAUUUUAACUCUUCAGUGGCUUAUUUAAGAGGACUGCUGUGGCAGAUUUUUGUCAGUGGUCUGCCAAUUAACAUUUUUUUCCCAAAUACAUCAGUCCUCAGAAUACUGCGUGUCUUUGCACCAAUAAAGUUCACAUACCAGUAAUAUUGACAUUGAAAUGAACUAAAAAGGUUUGUGGUGUAUUUUCCUGAACUCCCGCCCCCCUCAGACAUGGCACGAGUCUACAACUGGGACGUGAAGAGAAGGAGCAAAGAAAACCUCCUUAAAUCAGCAGAAAAGUCUUAAUACCAACCGAACAGCACCGACACCCCUCUGCUAACUCUCUCACUCUUCUUAGUCAAUAAAAACAACCCCUGAAGUCAUGUGUAUGUUCACCCAGAGCUCCCUCCACUGUUUUCCGUUGAUUUGUUACUUUUUAAAGUAUUUUUUCAAGUAAAAACGAACAAAAACACAAAGACAACGAGGCAGUUUUUUGUAUUCUUUUGAAUGGUUUGAGUUUGUUCCUGUUAUCUCUGGCAGAACGAGAGCGAGGGUCACCUUCUCUUCCUGCAUUUUCCUCCUCUUUUAUUUUUUCUUCACUUGUUGGACUUUUUACUUGAGUUGAAGCUUACCUAGUCUCUCCGGUAGAAUCAGGCUUGUUCGAAGAAGAAUACAGAUCAGUUUUUGCUCACGGCGGGACUCGAAGGAGCUCAGAGGGAUCACUUUAGUCCUCCUUUAUCUGUCCACAUUCAUCCUCUCAUUUUUCUCCUCCUCUUCCUUCCCUUUUCAGCUGCUGUUCUGUCUGUAUUUAUUUGACUCUCACUGUAUUCAUUAUAAACAUGAAUGAAGUAAAAGAAGACACUUUGGGCAAAGAGACGAGGUCUUAUCUGCUGUUCUUUGUUUCUUCUUUUCCUGAUCAAAACUCACCACAGAUGAAAAAUAAUCUCAGAUCAUCAGAUAAAUAAAAAAGUCUAAAUUUG
This is a messenger RNA of Xyrichtys novacula (pearly razorfish), 5179 nucleotides long. The record is from the annotation of a GenBank genome assembly. Lineage: Eukaryota; Metazoa; Chordata; Actinopteri; Labriformes; Labridae.